UUGCGAGAUCCAUAGUACUAGUACUACUAGUCGUCGUCGUCGGUCGUCUUCGUCUCCCUCUCUUCCAGUUCCACCCAAAUCGCCAUGGCUCGCUCCUCCUCCCAGUCCCAGUCCUCCGUCGGCGCCUCCGCCGGGGCCGCCCGCCCGGCCACCGUUGGCCCCCGCGGCACGGCCGCUGCGGCCGCCGGCAUGCGCCGCCGCCGCGCCUCCACCGCCGGCGGCUCCGGGGGCUUCUCCGGUGGCGGCGGGAGCAACAUGCUGCGAUUCUACACCGACGAGGCGCCCGGCCUCCGCCUCUCGCCCACCAUGGUGCUCGUCAUGUCCCUCUGCUUCAUAGGCUUCGUCACCGCCCUCCACGUCUUCGGCAAGCUCUACCGCUCCCGCACCGCCGCCUCCGCCUCCGCCUGAUCCAUCCCCCUUUCUCUUGUUCCCCUACUUUCUCUCUCAUCAGAUCAGAUCGGAUCGGAUCCGACAUGUUUUUUUUGUGUAUGAAGAUAGACAAACCUAAGCUCUCGUUGCCUUAAUGGAGUAGUAGCUUUUAUUGAGGGAUGAAUUUGCUUGCUAGAUCUGCCAACCAAUUAUACCCUAGUUCAAGUUUACUCUUGUUUCUUCUUACUACCUUGUUUCAAACGAACAAUUGUGGCUAAUUAAUCACUCCUACUUGGGCUUGCAAAAUGUGCCUCUUGGGGAUUUUGAUUGCUACAGUGUUACUACAUCUUUUGUUCUUCA
This is a messenger RNA of Oryza sativa Japonica Group (Japanese rice), 729 nucleotides long. Its product is annotated as protein transport protein Sec61 subunit beta. Gene Ontology annotation, cellular component: membrane; Sec61 translocon complex. The record is from RefSeq and is a predicted model, not a curated record. NCBI's taxonomy places the organism in Eukaryota, Viridiplantae, Streptophyta, Magnoliopsida, Poales, Poaceae. Gene Ontology annotation, molecular function: guanyl-nucleotide exchange factor activity. Gene Ontology annotation, biological process: SRP-dependent cotranslational protein targeting to membrane, translocation; post-translational protein targeting to membrane, translocation.